Messenger RNA from Hydatigera taeniaeformis, 591 nucleotides. The record is from the annotation of a GenBank genome assembly. NCBI's taxonomy places the organism in Eukaryota, Metazoa, Platyhelminthes, Cestoda, Cyclophyllidea, Taeniidae.
AUGAUCGGUAAGAAUGCAGACCUGUUUUCGGCCUUCCAAACUAGUGUGGAAGAUGCUUGGGAGGCAGAUGACGAAGAGUUUUUUUCACUAAUUUCAAAGGCAGGUAUGUGUGAUUACAUCAGUUAUUCUCAAAACCCUAAAGGAUCAAUCCGAGUUGCAGGAAAAUUGGCUCCUGGACGUGGUGUACGCCUUGAUACUAAUGCAGAAUCUUCUUUGUCACUGGCUCAGCCGACCGUAGAGCGGCGCAUCGAGCAAUUUCAGGCACUCAUAAACCUGCCACUUACUGAUUUGGGCACUCUGCGUAAGCUGUCUUGGUCCGGUAUUCCUCAAGCCCUGCGCCCCGUUACAUGGAAGCUCCUAUGUGAUUAUUUGCCUGCAUCCAAAGAAAGGCGUGUCACUACCCUUAAGAAGAAGCGCAAACAGUACAUAGACCUUAAUUCUCAGUUUUUCAAUCUUCGCAACGGUCACGAUGGCGCGGAAAUAUUCAAGCAGGUUCAAAAAGACCUGGUUCGCAUGCCAAUGCUACUGAACCGGCAAGAUAUUUUCGAGGUGCUUUAUCAAAAUUCGCUAAACCAAUCAACUGACACUUGA